CGCUCGGUUUGGCGGCGAAGGUUGCAAAGAUGCCUUGGAGACGAUAGCUUGCUAGCAUAGCUCGAACUACAUUUUGACACCAAUUAAUGGUGUUUUUUUUUUAAAUAACAUUUGGCUUGAAUGCGGCUCGCCACUUAAACAUCCCCCUGUUCAGCUGGCAUGGCAGUGAAAAAGGAAAUGGUCCAUGAAGCUUGUUGGCUACAAAGAGAGUGGCUUCUCCCCUGGAGACAUCAUCAGGGCCUGGAGCACAGAUAACACCUCCAAACCGGCCAGCGUUUUAUUAUCUCGGUGGACGCGGCGCUCCUUGAGCUGUCCUACCAACCAAGUUGCUGCAUUGGAGAUGCUGUUAGAUGAGCCAUGAUCCCCAUCACUGAGCUGCGGUACUUUGUGGACACACAGCCCGCGUACCGCAUCCUGAAACCAUGGUGGGACGUGUUCACCGACUACAUCUCCAUCGUCAUGCUCAUGAUUUCAGUGUUCGGUGGCACGCUCCAGAUCACCCAGGACAAGAUGAUCUGCCUUCCCUGCAAAUGGAUCGUCAACGAGACCUGCAAGAGGAACUUCAGCUCCAACCUGUCCACCUUCUUACUGGAGCCGAAAGGCAUCCGCUAUGAUCUGGACCGCCACCAGUACAAUUACGUCGACGCCGUGUGCUACGAAAAUAGGUUGCACUGGUUCGCCAAGUACUUCCCCUACCUAGUAUUACUCCACACGCUUAUUUUUCUAGCUUGCAGCAACUUUUGGUUUAAAUUUCCCCGGACCAGCUCCAAACUGGAACACUUUGUGUCCAUCUUGCUCAAGUGCUUCGACUCCCCAUGGACAACCAGGGCCCUGUCGGAGACGGUGGUCGAAGAAAGCGACCCCAAGCCCAUGAAGAUGAACGGAUCGUUUGACCACAAGGAGUCGGUGAUAAGCGAGGACGUCGAAGCGAGCGUGCCGAUGAUCCAGAGAACAAAGACGCGCUUUGAGCAAGGCAUCGUCGACAGAACGGAAACGGGGGUGCUGGACAAGAAAGAAGGAGAGCAGGCGAAGGCCCUGUUCGAAAAGGUGAAGAAGUUCCGCAUCCACGUGGAAGAAGGCGACGUGGUAUACAGACUGUACAUCCGUCAGACGAUCAUCAAAGUGAUCAAGUUUAUCUUAAUAAUCUGCUACACGGGGUAUUACGUGCAUGACAUCAAAUUCAGUGUGGACUGCUCGGUGAAUAUAGAGAGCCUGACUGGCUACAAGGUGUACCACUGCGCUCAUCCGCUGGCCACGCUUUUUAAAAUCUUGGCGUGUUUCUACAUUUGCCUGGUGGUGGUGUACGGCCUGAUCUGCAUGUACACGCUCUGCUGGAUGCUGCGGCGCUCCCUGAAGAAGUACUCCUUCGAGUCGAUCCGGGAGGAGAGCAGCUACAGCGACAUACCCGACGUGAAGAACGACUUCGCCUUCAUGCUGCACAUGAUCGACCAGUACGACCCCCUGUACUCCAAGCGCUUCGCCGUUUUUCUCUCGGAGGUCAGCGAGAACAAGCUGCGGCAGCUCAACCUCAACAACGAGUGGACGCUGGACAAGCUCCGGCAGCGGAUAACCAAGAACUCCCAGGAGAAGCUGGAGCUGCACCUGUUCAUGCUGAGCGGCAUUCCGGACACCGUGUUCGACCUGAUGGAGCUGGAGGUCCUCAAGCUGGAGCUCAUCCCCGACGUGACCAUCCCGCCGAUCAUCGCCCAGCUGGUCAACCUCCGGGAGAUGUGGCUCUAUCACACGCCGGCGAAGAUCGAAGCGCCCGCCUUGGCUUUCCUGCGCGAGAACCUGAAGUCGCUGCACAUAAAGUUCACCGACAUCAAAGAAAUCCCUCUGUGGAUUUACAGUUUGAAGAACCUCAGCGAGCUUCACCUCACGGGCAAUCUGAGCGCCGAGAACAACCGCUACAUCGUCAUCGACGGGCUCCGCGAGCUCCGGCGGCUCAAGGUGCUCCGUCUGAAGAGCAACCUCACCAAGCUACCUCAAGUCGUGACCGACGUGGGCUUGCACCUGCAGAAGCUCUCCAUCAACAACGAAGGCACCAAGCUGAUGGUGCUGAACAGCCUGAAGAAGAUGGUGAACCUCACGGAGCUGGAGCUCAUCCGCUGCGAUCUGGAGCGCAUACCCCACUCCAUCUUCAGCCUGCACAACCUGCAGGAGAUCGACCUGAAGGACAACAACCUGAAGACCAUCGAGGAGAUCAUCAGCUUCCAGCACCUUCACCGGCUGGUGUGCUUAAAGCUCUGGUACAACCAGAUCGCCUACAUUCCCAUUCAGAUCGGCACGCUGACCAACCUGGAGAAGCUGCACCUGAACAGGAACAAGAUUGAGAAGAUCCCCAGCCAGCUGUUCUACUGCCGCAAGCUGCGGGUCUUGGACCUGAGCCACAACAACUUGACACACAUCCCCACGGACAUCGGUUACCUCCAGAAUCUGCAGUACAUGGCAGUGACGGCCAACAGGAUCGAGACUCUGCCUAACGAGCUGUUCCAGUGCAAAAAGCUUCGCACUUUGAACCUGGGGAACAACUGCCUCCAGUCUCUGCCGUCACGGUUCGGGGAGCUGACCGCACUGACUCAGCUCGAGCUCAGAGGAAACCGUCUGGAGUGUUUGCCCGUGGAGCUGGGGGAGUGCAGACAGCUGAAGAGGAGCGGCCUUGUGGUGGAAGAGGACCUCUUCAACACCCUGCCCACCGAGGCUAAGGAACAGUUGUGGAAAGCAGACAAAGAGCAAGCAUGAAGACGUUAUUGAGGAAGCCGAACAAUGCCGCGCGCUUUCGGUCAGGAUACAGAACUGAAAGCCCAUGGUGUCCCAGAGGCACGGAAAAACAGGAUGCGCUCCUGCUUCAGUCGACUUCCACUAAAGUUAGGUAUUAAUAACCAGUGCCAGCUAAGCAGUGUAAAGGCUGAUUCUUUUUUUUUUAUAUAUAUGUUUCUCUUAAAAAAGAAUAACUUCUAAGGCCAGUGCCAUUAUGAUCGGGAUACUUUGUUUACAACAUAAUGCUGUGGUAUUUAUGGUUUAGAGGAAAAAAAAUAUAAAAGAAAACUACCGGCCAACUGAACAUACGUGGACUCUUGAUUCCAAAAUAGUCCCAGAUUUAUACUUCAUUAAAUUAAAAUGUUUACUCUUGGGGGUUUUAUAUGAACAACCAGAUUUAUAUUGCCAACAAUACAAAGUGAUCACCUUUCUGUAAGGCAUAGCGGCUUAUCUGUUGUCCAGCACUCAUAGGCACCUAAUUAUAACGUAGAUCAGAGGGUUUCUGCUCUACAGUGUGGACCAGGGUUCUCAGAUACCUUCUGCCGGACCGGGUCGAUUGGUAAAAUAUGAAGAGAAUGACAUCAGAGGGAACUACUGAUUGUCUGUGCAAGUGAUGUGGAGAUACGGGUUGUCUUUGGGCGGGUGUGUGGUGGCAUUACCGCAGCAAAAAUUACAAUCUGUGAUCAGACUUAGAGGGCAGGUUGGCAGAGAAGAUGGAUUGGUGACCUCAUUCUGAAGAUAGAUGUGUUCUCAUCCUCGAGAAAAAGUGCUUUUUUCCAAUAAAUGCUACUUAGUGGAUGAGCAUCAGUGAAGGUUUUGAUAAUAUAACCAACACUCAGGGCUAGGAUUUUUUUUUUUUUAUUGUUGGAACUGAUCAUAAUCCGUUUAUAGCCAGUUCUGCAUUUGAAUUUAUGAUCUUAAUCAUUUUUAAGGAAUUGGGGGGAAAAAAUAUUCUAAAAAAAAAAACCGGAUGUGGAUGUGUCAUAUCUGAAUCAUAGCAGCGUAUUUACAGACACAGGACUUAUCUGUUGAAGUUGGGUUCAGUGGAGAUAAUAUUUACAUUCAGUAUCUUACUGCAGAUGACAUUGAACAACCAGAUUUUGAUGAAGAAGUUUGAACUAUACAAUCUGUUGCUCAGAAAAGCACUAUAUAAGUUCAGUCCGUUUAUGAUUCACGAUCAAGCUAACAUCCAUCAGGGCAGGGUCAAGAAGCUAUUUAAAUCUUUGUUAGCAGUCUAUAAUAUUUUUUUAAUAAAUAACACUUUUGUGAAAGACUGCCAUGAACAUAAAAAGCUAUUGUUACUGACACUGAUGGCCAGUUUGCUUCAUGGCCCGUCGCCAGUUGCAUUUUCGUUUGUGUCCCAGGUGGAGAGUUGAGUGGAACACGAUUUCUGUGUAAAUAGUGUUUUAAUUUAAUAGUGUAGCAGUUUGAUUUGUAAAAUAGUUUAAACAUUAGAGGUCUAUAAGCUGACAUAUCCGCUUUCACCUUUGACUUUCCUUUGACUAGCCUUUAGCUAGACUGCAGUCCAAACUUGUGUGUUUGUCAUUGAGGAGGUUAUCUACUGCAGGUAAGAUGCUGGCGUCUUAUAAUCUAACCAGAGAACUAAAUUUAGUUUAUGAAAUCACUAAGUUGGUUUAUUUUCGCAGAUCAAAAGGCAAGCAACCAUUGAUCCGUGUUGGAAAACUGAGCGGUUACAGUUAAAUGCAUCAUGUUGUCAGUCAAAUAUGUUAAAAAUUCCUAAAAUUAUGUUCAUGUCCUUUCUGAUGUGUAUUUCCCUUGUUAAUGUGUUCUCCUCUGUCAAUCCUGAUGAGCUGUGUUAUGCACUAUGUAAAUGCAGUUUAGUGGAGAUUGGAACUUCCCUUUCUAAGUUAAAUGGGUAAAGAGAAAAUUGAGUUAUUAGACUCUCUAAAAUGAACUAAUAAGGCAACGUUUGCAUUUUUAAUUUUGAAAAUUUCUUAGUAGUUGAAAAGUGUUAAAUUAGAUCAAAUUACAUUAUCUCACAAAACUUGUUACAUUCCCUUUAAUGAAAAGAGGAUCAUAUUCCAAGCAGCUUAUAAAGAAAUGAUCUUUAAGAUUAGCUGCCUUAACAAUCAGGGUUUAUUUGGUGUUAUACAGUAUUUUUCAAAGGCUCACUAGUAGGCAUAACAUUUAAAAAAAAUUUAAAUACAUACACUUUAGUUUCCACACCUUGAUCUUGACUGACCUUGACUUUUUCAUAUUUCCAAGUAUCCGAACUGUUAAAUAGGUAGGACACGUUUUUCAGCCCGCUGACUGACAAUGUGCAGCAACAAAUGUCGAGAGGGGCAACGCUGCUGUGUGGUUGCAAAAUAACUGGGGUCGCUUUUGUAUAAUCUCCGGCAUCCCAUUAAAAGGACUUUAAACUGUAGUGUUGCAAAGCAAGUUCAACAUAAUUCAAGUAACUCAGUCAAGUACCUAGAAAAAUAUGUUGCUGCAGAAAUGUAGCGUUUAAAGCCCUAGUUAUUGCAGCCUACACUAUCCAUAUGCAAUGCUCUGAAAGGCAUGGGAGACCCUGACAUAGAUCUGAGUGACUAUUUACAACAAUGCCACAAUCACAGCAAAGUUAACAUGCUAACCUCAUGAUCCCAAAUACCUUUAUACAUGUGUUACACCUACAGAUCAGGUCUCUCAGAGAAAAGGGCAUUUAUUAUUAUGGCUUGUGUGGUGCCUGUCUCCAACAGUUAUUUGGAAAGAGGCGGGGUACACGUUUCUGAUCAUGACGCACUCCUGAAUCUGCUCUUCCAAUCAGAGAAGGUGGAGCACCAACAAGUGGCACUAAUCACAGUAGCAACACUACAGGAAGGCAGUCUUAGUGGUUAUGGAAUUGCCGCUCUUUAAAACCUUUCUAUACCUUGAGAUUAAACAGGCCCAUGUCUAAGUGAUGCACAGAGAACUUUCUAGAUUUUUGCCAUCCAUUAAUCCAGGUAAUAUUUUGCCCUUAUGUUUACCUCAUGACCUGUAAAACAGUUCAACAAGUUACCACAUCCAGUACCAGUAAUUCUUUUAUGCAGCUAAAGUAGACGUCUGAUGUUUUAAAGGCAGGUUUCAGAUAUUUGUUUUAGUCUUGACUGUGGAUCCUUGCCUUGCUACACUGUCAUAACAUUAUUAUUACAUAAGCUAAUGAGUAAAGGUCUAGAAAUACGGAGAUUUUUUUUACCCCGUAGGAUGCACAAAAUGCAUGUGGACAUUUAUUGUUUAUUGUUCACUUCAUAUAUAUAGCAUGUAUGUGUGUGUUGUUUGCUGUUUUAAAUGUUAAAGCUGAAAUGGAAGUGAUUUUACUUUUUGUGUGGUUUAUGUAAGGUCACUUUUCUGGAUUUUCUAAUAUUACAAAUAUGUUGUUGCUAUUUGGGAUUUCGUGAAGUGAUCCAAUGUAUAAUGAAGAUUGUUUUGUUUGUUUUUUCUGCCCAGAAGAAAAUAUGCUAUUUUACUAAGGAGGAAAUGUGCAAAAAACGAAGAAUUAGCCAUUUUCACUAUUUUAACUCAACAGAAAAGUAUAAGAAAUACAUUUAGCUGUUUGCAUCUGAUUUAGUGGCAAGUUUAAUUAUGAUAAAUAGUGCAAUAUUGUUUUCAUUUAAACUAAAUGUGGGUUUGUUUGACUGUUUCUUUUUUUAAUCUGCAUUUUUUUUAAGUAUUACUGAUUUUUUUUUUUACUACAGGGAUUAUAAGAAUUACAGGUGAAGAAAGUCAAGUUGUUGUUUUUUUUUUUUUU
Molecule: messenger RNA, 6487 nt
Organism: Fundulus heteroclitus (mummichog)
Lineage: Eukaryota; Metazoa; Chordata; Actinopteri; Cyprinodontiformes; Fundulidae
Gene: lrrc8ab
Product: leucine rich repeat containing 8 VRAC subunit Ab
Exons: 4
Coding region: 358-2742 (794 amino acids)
Molecular function (GO): protein binding
Source: RefSeq, a predicted model, not a curated record